AUGCCGGGUAUCGGGACAGAUCAUCACCCAGGGUUGGAUGAAGUACUGAAUAUGUUUCCGCUUCGCUCAACCUCACAUUCGAGUUUUCGUCGAGACUUGAAGCGACAUUUCAGUGGGGAUGCCCUCGGUGGGAAGACGGAUAAGUACGCUUGGGAAAUGGCUGCGAGGACAGUCAGCGACGAAUCGAUGGAGUUCCAUUCCGAAGAAACCCUGGCGCGACGACCUCGCCGCGGGGAAACGCGGUUGCAUCCGUUCUCCUCUGGAAUCCGUUGCCUGAAAUUCCGCGUUUUGCCGCUUUGCGUUGGAUUGCUAGGGAAUUACUGCGACCCCCUGGACUGCAAGUCGUACGUGGACCCGGGUGAGGCCGAGAAGAUUUAUCUCUGCGACGAGUCGCACCGCGGUGAAGACCACAACGGCUGCGACAACACCUACAUUCAGCCAGAAUCGUGUCAAGUCAAGGACCCAGCGAGAAACCUUCUCUGGUUCCGUCCAAGUGACGGGAGGGAUGCGACUCCAGCACCGUUGUUUGCCCCCGGAUCGUCUUCAGGAAUUGCGUCCUUGCCACGGCUAACGUUGUUCCGCAGUUGCACGACGCGUUAUUUGUCCAUGACGACGGUGACCGAAAUGAUUGCCCUAGAGCCUAGACUCCUUGAAUCAAACGCAGAGGAUAUUUUAGGACUCACUUUGCCCGAGCAGUUGCAGCGACGCGUCAGCCCUGGGAAAGUUCGAGCUUUGAAAAUCAAUCACGGGACAUGUUCCAAUCUAAAUGCCGGCAAAGGAAAGGAGAACUGCGUCAGGAUCGAAGUCCAGUCGUGUAACCGGGGUAAACCUUCGGGCGAGUUCGAGAGGAAAGUCGGGAUCCGCUUGUCGCCGAGUACCGCGCACGUGUUCCAGAAGAGACUCCAGGCCCGAAUCGACGGGAGCGACGUGGGAAACCGAGAGCCGGGUUGCACCCCGGGCGUGCCCUUCUACGAGAACGUGACCUGGGUCGCGGUCACGCCGCCGACGAGUGUGAGCGAGUCGACCGACGACGACGAUCAGCUCAGCUGCGAGGAAGGAGAAUUCGUUAUCGAUUUGCCCUGCUUCUGCCAAGCUGCCGCGGCAGAUGUCAAGCCGUCAUCUCACACCAGUCAUCCGUCGUUGUACCGCAGUCACAGCGCUCUAGUGCUGUCCGUGCCGUGUCACAGCAACGGGUGUGCGGAAAGCGCCAACAACUGCUGGUGUUUAGCCAGCGACGGGAUCCUCGUGCCGAAUUUGAUCGGGAAACCGCCAUUGCCGCACGGAGUCGCCAGGGGAUCCAACAUGUGUUUCCGUCAAACCGUGGACCCGGAGGACGACGUUUACUGCGUUUUCAGAGUGCCUGGAGCCCCGGAUGGCUCGUGUCAGGGAGCGGACCAGUCAUUUGCGUGCAACGCGUCCGGCGGCCAGGGCCCGAACCAGACUCCCCCGCCGGGCAAGGACGCGCAACGGAGGGCGACGAAACCCGGGUUGCGGUCCCUGCUGCUCCGACAGAGUCACCCCAAGAGACUGUUCCUCAGCCCUGCCAAACCCGGCCGAGUGUAUUGUCCCAACGGGGACGUUGUCAGGAGCAAGAACUACUUCUCCAGCUCCCGACACGCGACGCAACAACAACAACAACCUUCUAAGGACGCUGUACCAGAGUCAAAAGAAGUCGUCUUCACGAAGCAGACUACCGCGAAGAACGGCGCCAUUCCUCCUCUGGCUUCGUCCACCCCGGUGAAAACGUGCGGCAGCCCACGGAACGUGAUGAAAUCUAACGGAUGCUGCGAUUCCCCGACGGCGUCCGUGUCCGGCGUCCGCGUCAAGUGCAACUCUUUCGCUCGCUCUGCAUCCUUUGGCAACGGUCACACGGCGGAAUGCGUCGCGACUGAACCGCCCAAGUUCCUCGAGGCGCCGAAAGGCCCAUCGCAGGCUUACCUGACCUCGGAGGCGUCUUCGUCCGGGAGCUCGAGUCAGAUUUCUAGUCUGGAAAGCGUCCGGAGCUCUGGAUCUUCUUCCAACAACGGGACUCACCAGUCUGGGGUUUAUUCAACAUAUCUUAACCAGCGAGCUGUUUUGAAUGGAGGUUCUCCGAUUCAAAACGCGACCGAAAUUCAUAUCGACUCGAAGCCUUCGCCGCCAGCAGUGAAGCAAUGCGGGGAGCGUCCCAGUUUAUGUCUGAACCACAAGCGAAACACGUGGAUCGCCGCCGUUCCGCACGGAUGCGACAGUGGCGGCGAGAUCAACUUUGACGACCUUGCCGCACUUCCGUUCGAGAUGCCCAAGUUGCAGCGGAAGCUGGAACAAAUGAAGCGACAUUCGUGGAACGACGGCGACAGCAUGCUCGCCCCGUCGCAGCGAUAUGCGAAGAGCAUCCCCACCAUUGAUGAACCCGAGCACAAGAGCUCCGCUGAUCUGGAAGGUAUUCUGUCAUCGAAUCGGGCUUCUCCUGGAAGACCUCAACGUCGAAGCGACCUUCACUUGAUGCUUUCGGUUGGAAACCAGGAGCUCCCACAUAUUGAUGUCGACUUACCGCUUCAAAGACAAGGGUGGUUUCAUGGCGCCAUAUCACGGAAAGAUGCCGAGCAUCUCCUUCGCAUGACGAAAGAAGGCAGUUUUCUUGUCCGCAACUCGGAAUCUAGUCAAAAGGGAUUUUCCUUGUCCUUGAAGAGCCCUCGGGGAUUCAUGCACAUGAGGAUCAGCGAGCAGAAAAAAGGAGAAUACGUGCUGGGAGAGUUUUCGAAACCCUUCACGAACAUACCGGAUAUGGUGUAUCAUUACGUGCGAAAUCGAUUGCCCAUCAAGGGAGCCGAACACAUGUCUCUUCGAUAUCCGAUAAUUGAGCAACUCCUGUAGGAGCAUCUCCGCGGAGUAUUUCUUCUUUGUGCAUUACCAGCCCACAAAAGGGUGGAAAAAACAUCGGAUUGAUAUAGUCAAGUGAUGUGAUACGCUGUGUCGGUCAGUUUCAAUCGGAAAUUCACGCAGAUUCGCCGGCAUUUCUUCAUAUCGAUCGUCCGGUACUCGUUUCGUUGGAAGAGCAGGUAUAGCUGCUGUGCUGCUUUUGAAUGGGUUUACGUACGCUUUGCGCGAUUAUGAUUCGAGUCAAUUAUUCUUCAGAAACAGAACUGAAUUACUUUUGCGGAAUGAACUGUACAGUUUGGUUCUAGCACUGUUUCAACAUUUUGCUGGAUUUGAAUAAAAAUAUGCUGAGA
Molecule: messenger RNA, 3212 nt
Organism: Notodromas monacha
Lineage: Eukaryota; Metazoa; Arthropoda; Ostracoda; Podocopida; Cyprididae
Source: the annotation of a GenBank genome assembly